UGAAAGAUUUCUUUAGCGGCUUGGAAACGGUCACUUUAACGAAAAGAAAACAAAAUUAUCUUUAGUUUAAGCUAAGUCAUUGAAUUAUAGUAAUAAAAUGGGGGAUUACGACUCAGAUGAUGAAAAAUCCCAGGUGGAGAAGCUGCGGUACGCGAAAGUGCCGCGCGGAAUGUUUGUAAGUGGCUGGGAUGACGAUGCCGACGAACUAAUCGAGGAGGACAAGAAUCCACAAUCCAGCAUUGAACGCAUGAUCCUCUGGGCGGUGAAUGAAAAUCGCCUCAGCGAAGUGCGCGAGAUCCUUCGGCUGGAUGCGGAUGCUGUGAACUCAAAAGACAACGAUGGAUAUACGCCGCUGCACCGUGCUGCCUACAACAAUUUUGUAGACAUGGCUAAGUUACUGCUCCAACAUCGGGCCGAUCCCAAUGCUCGCACAGAACUAGGAUGGACACCCCUGCACUCCGCAUGCAAGUGGAACAACGCGGAUUGUGUACAUUUGCUGCUGCAAUUUGGCGCUGAUGUGAACGCGGAAUCGGAAGGCAAACAGACGCCUCUCCACAUAACCGCCACAGUAUCCAACUGCCGCAAUACGGCCACAGUUCUGCUGUUGAAUCGGAAUAUAAAGCCUCGCAAGGAAAAUAACUCUGAGGAACUGGCCUCUGUGAUCGCCCGGCGCACUGGCAUGAGUUUCCCCAUUUUUGAGAGUGGAGAAGAAGCCUACGAUUGUGAGACGGGUCUAAUAGAUUAACUAAUGAACAGCCAAACAAUGUGCAUAAUUGUAGAAUAACUAAUAUAUGUUUAUUUCAUAAAUAAUCUUUCGUAACGGGCUGGUUCCGGUAUUCACUUUAUGGAAUUGGGAGAUAUCUAAGAUAUGUCAGCAUUUUAACCUGUGAGGAAAUAUAGAAGGAUAAUCUCAAUAAAUAAUACGUAGAUUCAAGAAUAUUGCACUUGA
Molecule: messenger RNA, 949 nt
Organism: Drosophila eugracilis
Lineage: Eukaryota; Metazoa; Arthropoda; Insecta; Diptera; Drosophilidae
Gene: Ankrd49
Product: ankyrin repeat domain-containing protein 49
Exons: 2
Coding region: 98-745 (215 amino acids)
Molecular function (GO): protein binding
Source: RefSeq, a predicted model, not a curated record